AUUUCGGAAAGUUGAGGUAAUAAUGACUUUGGCAACCUUCAGCGAGUAAAAGUCAAAACCAGCGGCAUAUAUCAGGCGGCGGAUGUGACUAACAAGACCAGACUCUCCUGCCUCUUCAGUCCUUCAGUGAUACCCCCAAAGUUCAAAGUAUAUAUUCUACAAUAGAUUCGAAGCAGCGUCUACAAGAUUAAGAACCAGGCAUUAUGGAUGGUUUGAUUAAAAGUCAAAGGAUCAUGGAUGUUCCAUGUUAAAUAUUCCCGAUCGAGUUGCAUUUUUAGAUGUGGUUUGAAAUCAGGUCAAUCGGAUGCGCUACUUCAGGUUAUUUUUAAAAUAUUGAAUCCACAAAGUGCAGAGAGACGUCGAACAGCCCAUCUUGAGUUGAGCACCUUCAUAGUUUGAAAAGUUUUGUACAGGAGAAUACACGUCAGAGAGGUUGAGAGGAAGUAACUUUCGAUUGGUGAUUGAUUCAUCGUGAAGGUAGCCAAUGUUUGAUGAGCUCUCGUCUCUCAGUUUCACUUCAUAACUCUUGCCAGAACCGUCUGAAACUGUUACCUGUCGCCCUCACCUUCAAAGCAGCCACCGUACCAUGACCUGUGAUAAUGACCUAUGAUGACUGGAUGCAUUAGCUUUGCACCUUUCUCAAUCCAAGUUCUGGAGACAAACACAUGAUGAAGGUCUCAUCAUCAACUAAUGGAGCUAUCACGCUCAUCGUUGCCAUUUGUUACAAUCUACUGCUUCUAAUUACUGAACUUCAAGCCGACACCAGUAGCAGUGAAGAAUCGAGUGAAGAGGACAAAAAUAUUCUCACCGUUGUGACAUGGUACAAUCAAGGUUCAACAGGAUAUUAUGACAUGCCCGGAGGGACAGCGCAGGAGGAAUCGGAGGAGGGCGAGUCGGAAAACAGUUUCAACGUAGAUGGCGCUAGUAUCCCCGAUACUGAUAUGAAGACGGGACAAAGUAGUACUGUUUCUGUCAGUUUCACCUCUUCAGAAAAUGUGACACCGUAUAGAACAACUAUGAGAACCAAUGUUCAUGUUGGAGGCAACAGCGAUGAUGACGAUGACGAUGGAGAAGGAGAUGAUGAUAUCGAUAAUGAUGAGAGCGACGAGGAGAAUGAAACUGACAAUGAGGACAAUGGUGGGGGAGGUGGCACAGUACCUGUAACAAUACCUGCAACAACGAAGUCCCCGGAUGGGGGAAAACGGACAUCCUUCCCAGUGCGUCCCCUUUCGGGAAAACAUUGCUUUGUCUUUCAAAAUCAACCGAAUCAACAACUCUGCCAGUGUGACUCAAAGCCGCCUAAAUUACCAGAGCUUCCAAAGAAAUUGCAAAGAUCUUCGCCGGUUCAAAUCAAAAGAAGAACACGGCAACAUAGCGAUUGCAAUAUUCUCUGUAUCUGCUGGAUUUUAGCGUUCGUUGGUGUAUUGAUUGGCGCGGUAUGCAAAGUAUCACAGAACAGGAGAACUCAUUUCUAGAAUAAUUUUGCAAAUGUAUAAACUCUGGUCAGUACAGACAGUACCCCUCCCUGACAUUCCAACUUUCAAUUUAGCUUAGCUUUUACAUUAAAAAAAAUUAUAUAUAAAUAUUUGUUAUGCCACACAGUAUGAGUGAUUAGCGCUAGAACUGCCUUCCCUUAGUUGAAAAUGGGAUUGCAAUAUAUACUUAUAUAUAAUUUGGUGAUAGUGAAACCAUGAUUAUGGUGAUUUAAUAUUGACAGAAGAUAUUUAUGGGAGGAACAGUUGCGUAGGAACGGGGCAUGGUGAAACAAAACGAAGGCUGUCAAAGGAGAGGGGAAGAGGGUCGUGAAAGUAGACUGACUGUAGGACCACCUCCCAUAUCCUCCAUCCACUCGGCGGUCUCGUUAACUCUCAUUUAAUCAUCAUGAUAACAUCGAUGCACCCCCUCCCGUGAUGUCUGCGCUCCCUUCAAUACGCUACGCCACUGUGAAGUGGAAAAGUGUAUAUUCUUUUUUCCCCUCUCAUUUAUAGAAUAUCUGAGACGCAGAUCGUCUCAUCAAACCGAAAGCAGAAGAUAAGCACUUGAGGGCCUACGAUGAUUUUGUUUUCGUACUAAAUUGCUGUCAUGCUAUAAAAAGAUUCGUAAACAGGUACAAGAAAAAGAUGAUUGAUAGUAGCGCUAGAGGGAGCCUGACAAUUUCUGUUUUAUCUGCUGACAUUGACGGUCCAUUUUUAAUAGUGAAGCCUCAGGAUACCGUUAGGUUCUAUAGUAUUAAAAACAAUCCCUAGAGAUUUAUUCAUGUCUUGUUGACUGUUAGUUUUAUCUUGUUUAUAUAUUCAAGACGAUGGUUGUACUUCGUUUACCUAUUUUAUUUCAAACAGAGACACAUUUUUAUUCAAAAUGGGAUAAUCCAAAUGUACACUUUUAUUUGCGAAGUGCAAAUGUGAAAUAUGGACAUCAAAUCCCAAUUCUGAUAUUAUGUCCUACAUCUCAUUAAAACCUGCAGUGAUGCGGGGAAUGCUGAAAAUAUCUAAUUAAGUUGAAUAUCAACGGAUUUUGACCGCUCAUAGGGGUAACGAUUACAUAAUUUCCUUCAUGAUAUUAUAUUAGCAAUUUUUUGUUAGACUCUACUGAUAUUUUCCCUACGAAACAACGACAAAAUUUUUUCAACGCUAUUUCUGGAAUUAAAAUAUACUACCGUCUUCCUUUCAAUAAAAUGUUAUGAAGUUGGGGUAUGUAUCUUAUAGUAUACUAAUCAUUCUGUCUCUCUACAUAUAUAAUUGAUAUACAUGUAUAUGUACAAAUUCAAUAGUCGUUUUUCCACGAAACCAACGUAUGAUAAGUUAACGGUAAUACAAAGUUUUAUUUGAAAAUUAUUUUCUAGUGCUUAUAAUUUAUCCACAGGGGUAUCCAAAUAUAUCACAAUUUUAAAGAAUUACUAUCCAUUCAUUUUCAAAAUUUCCCAAAACUUUGCAUUUUUAAUCAAAGAAAUAUAAAGUUUCAACUCACAAAUUGACUUUAGUUCCUUAAAUUUUCACGAGUAUUGCAAAUACUUAUAUUUGACAUUUAUGGCAAGUCUUAAGACACGACAGUCUUAUUUUGGCAUUGAAAGGAAAUUAAGUUAAUGUAAAGGGACGCAUUACACAUUGUAAGUGAACAGGAGAAUGACGUACAUUAGGUAAUGAAAACAAGUUCGACAUGUGAUAUGUGAUAUAGCCGACAUGCAGACAAAAUAAAAGAAAGAAGCGUUUGGGACCCGUGUUCCCUUUAUGGAUAAUUCAUUACCCUCCCUACGUUAUAAAUAGAUGAGAAUACAGUAGAUCGCUAGAAUAUUACAGCGAACUCUUUCUUCUAUUUCACUUCCUUUAUUCCUUCAGUUUUUUGUCUUCUUCUUAGCCCCGAUAGCUUCCACAUAACAAAAUACUUUCCUUUGUCAUCACGAAUAUGGUAUGAUCAUGUCCUAGUGUGUAAAUGUUUUUACACAAUGCAAAUAUAUUAAAGAAAUGUUGUGAUUUAAUUAAUAGCUACAUGUAAUAUAGCUUUAGGCCAAUAACAAAAAUACGUGUUUCUUGUCUGUAUUUUUUUUUUAAAGGAGGAGGCAGGACAUUUACUAUUUACUAUUUUGCUUUUUUUUUUUGCAAUUCUUUUCCAAGAUGGCUGCUAUGCUACUAAUAAGCCUAUUUAUUCACAGGUAUUGUGCUAUAUGAGUAUACUUAUGCGAUUUAUGACAACAAAUGAUUUGUAUCACUUUAGAAGCUAUUUAAACAAAAUGUAUAUCACAGG
Strongylocentrotus purpuratus (purple sea urchin) is the source of this 3741-nucleotide messenger RNA. RefSeq names its product nucleolin-like. The record is from RefSeq and is a predicted model, not a curated record. The transcript is spliced from 4 exons. Bases 666 to 1475 code for a protein of 269 amino acids. Lineage: Eukaryota; Metazoa; Echinodermata; Echinoidea; Camarodonta; Strongylocentrotidae.